Messenger RNA from Lathyrus sativus (Indian pea), 270 nucleotides. NCBI's taxonomy places the organism in Eukaryota, Viridiplantae, Streptophyta, Magnoliopsida, Fabales, Fabaceae. The record is from the annotation of a GenBank genome assembly.
AUGGAUAGUCAUGACAGUGUUACAGACUUUGAGACAAAAGAACAUAUCGGUUCUGCACCUCCAGCUUCUAAUAAUGUUGAUUUAUGUCCUCAAAAGCAUAAAAAGCGACCAAAAGCAUUGAAUCCUUUUACACCGAUGCCGCCGAACACAAAAAAGUCUAAGUCAGCAAAAUGCAACCGUUUUUUCUCCUUGAUCAAGUAUAAUGGUGGAACACGUGCCGUCCUAGCUCAUUUGAGAAGAUGUAGUAAUAAUCCAGAUAAUGGAAUGUGA